AUGUCUCAAGAUCCAGUUAUCCUUGUCUCGAACGAUAAUAAAGAGUACGAAAUACCACGAUCUGCAGCUAUGGUUUCACCAACCUUAAAGGCUAUUAUUGAGGGCUCCUUCAAGGAAAGUAAAGGCAGGAUAGAACUCAAGGAGUUUGAUUCGCACAUUCUAGAAAAAGUUGUGGAAUACCUAAAUUACAAUUACAAAUACAGCGGUGUUGAGGGAGAUGAUGAUGAAGAUAUUCCAGAAUUUGAAAUACCGACUGAAAUGUCGUUAGAGCUGCUACUUGCGGCAGACUAUUUAAAUAUUUGA
Molecule: messenger RNA, 303 nt
Organism: Saccharomyces eubayanus
Lineage: Eukaryota; Fungi; Ascomycota; Saccharomycetes; Saccharomycetales; Saccharomycetaceae
Gene: ELC1
Product: elongin C
Exons: 1
Coding region: 1-303 (100 amino acids)
Biological process (GO): ubiquitin-dependent protein catabolic process
Cellular component (GO): elongin complex
Molecular function (GO): protein-macromolecule adaptor activity
Source: RefSeq, a predicted model, not a curated record